Messenger RNA from Pyrus x bretschneideri (Chinese white pear), 1486 nucleotides. RefSeq names its product protein POLYCHOME-like. The record is from RefSeq and is a predicted model, not a curated record. The transcript has 4 exons. Gene Ontology annotation, biological process: regulation of nuclear division; negative regulation of ubiquitin protein ligase activity. The coding region runs from base 219 to 980 and encodes 253 amino acids. Gene Ontology annotation, cellular component: nucleus. Lineage: Eukaryota; Viridiplantae; Streptophyta; Magnoliopsida; Rosales; Rosaceae.
GAAAUUUGCCAUUCGCUCUCUCUCUCAGGGCCAAAUCUUCUCCUUCUUCUUCAACUUUCAUAUCAGAGACCUCCCACUCUACGCUCCCAAACGCAACCUCCCGAAACCCUAGUUUACAUCCAGAUUUUAAUCACACUACUGGUGGAAAUAUCCUCAGGAACUUUUUACUUUUUCUUAUGGAUUUUCUGGGAAAAGAAGACCUGUGUUGAAUCGUGAAAAUGCCUGAAGCGAGAGAUCGAUUGUCAAGACCAGUUGACCUGGCCGCAGCCUAUGCUCAGAGGCUGGCCGGCAACCGGAGAGUCUAUAUUGAUCCGCCAGAGCAGACUAUUCUAGCCCUUUCUCCUCCGGUGAGACGACCAACAGGGUUGGGGAUUGGGACUACCGGAAUUGUUGGUGGUGGAGGGCUCCCAAGGAGCAGUUUGAGGACUCCCAUAACCGUGACUGGGCGUGGUCGGAUCCCAUUUAGGUUGUCAACGGUGGACAGAGAGAACACGCCCAGCGGGAGUUCUCACCGGAGAGGGGGCCGAGCUAGUAACAGCGUGUUGCCUUAUUGGUACCCAAGAUCCCCUCUCCAGGAUAUCACUGCUGUGGUUAGGGCUAUUGAAAGGAGAAGAGCUCGCUUGGUUGAGAGCGAUGGCGAAAACACUGAGGGUCAAGUUCCACAAGACCAGAAUGCCCUUGGUCAGUCUCUUCCAGUGUCAGGUGCUCAAUUUGAUCAUGGAGUACCUAUGACUCCGUAUUCAGCUGUUCGGACCAAGCGCUGUCUGCCCCCUUCUGUUGGUAAAGUUCAACAAAUUUUAAGGGAUGUCAGUAAUCAGCCAUCUGAAGGAGAAUUUCUUACACCACAGAAGAAACUAAUGAACUCAAUUGACAUGGUGGAGAAAGUGGUCAGGAAAGAACUUGAGAGGCUGAAGAGAACGCCUAGCGCAAAGAAGGCUGAGAGGGAGCAAAAAGUCCGAACUCUGAUGUCAAUGCGCUGAUCUGUUUUGAUGAAGGAACAUUACCAACAUAGGACAUAGGAGUUUGGACAAGGACCCAAGCAGGUGAAGAUGUAUCGGCUUCUUGUGAUACCUACAUCAUGAGAUAUAUCACCUUCUAGUGAUACCUUUCUCACCCUCAGUGUGACCUCUAUCAUCUUCCGUUGAUAUUGCUUAUCAUCUACUGAUGACACAUAACAUUCUAUCAUCUUCUGGUGGUAACUUUACACUGACUGAGCACCGUCAUUUUUUAGUUUGAAGCUUCAUGUCUCGCUGAAGGUAUAGUAAGUGUUGAGUUAUCACUCUGAAAACUCAUUUUUCAGACAGUACAGUAGAAUGUGUGUCUAGUUGCCAUCAUUCUUUGAUGGUUUUAGCUUUAGAUAUAUUGUAGGAGCUGACGGAUAAAGAGGCCAUAGCACUACCCUUUUUGUAUCGUAUGUGAUAAUUUCUCGUGUCCGACCCUUUACUUUUCAUGUAUGAUGAUUGAUAUGAAAAAGCUUUGGUCUUUA